This is a messenger RNA of Trichomycterus rosablanca, 3205 nucleotides long. RefSeq names its product acyl-CoA synthetase long chain family member 2 (gene acsl2). The transcript is spliced from 21 exons. Gene Ontology annotation, molecular function: arachidonate-CoA ligase activity. Gene Ontology annotation, biological process: long-chain fatty-acyl-CoA biosynthetic process; long-chain fatty acid metabolic process; positive regulation of long-chain fatty acid import across plasma membrane. The record is from RefSeq and is a predicted model, not a curated record. Gene Ontology annotation, cellular component: mitochondrion; membrane; endoplasmic reticulum. NCBI's taxonomy places the organism in Eukaryota, Metazoa, Chordata, Actinopteri, Siluriformes, Trichomycteridae. The coding region runs from base 85 to 2214 and encodes 709 amino acids.
AGGGUGAGGGGUUGAGAGGGAAGUUUAGGUUAGUUCGGUGCUCAGUCUGGAGUAAGUUGAGAUUAGUGAAGAUUUUGAUAUAUAAUGGCUAUGCAGUUACAGGAGUGGUUACGUUCGCUUCAGCUCUGUGGGCGUGAUGUUGGGAUGACUGAGUUGGCGGACUUGAAGAGGUUGCUUCCUUCUCUUGCGCUUUCUCCUCCAUCUCUGAUGGGGCUUGGAGCAGUAGCAUCACUCACAGCAUACUGGCUGGUAACCCGACCUCGCUCCAUUCAAUUUCCUUGUGAUCUUACGGCCCAGUCUGUACCCGUACAGGGGGAUCCCAGUUGCAGACGAUCGGCUUUGCUGAAAGAUGAUAAACUACUAGACUUUUACUUUGAAGAUACAAAGACAGUGUACGACAUGUUUCAGCGAGGACUUAGAAUAGCAGGUGAUGGACCAUGCCUCGGCUUUAGGAAACCAGGAGAACCAUAUCAGUGGAUCUCUUAUACUGAGGUGGCAGAGAGGGCGCAGGUACUGGGCUCUGGUCUGCUCGCCAAGGGAUGCCAGCCUAAUCCUAAACAAUUUGUGGGCAUCUUUGCACAGAACAGGCCAGAGUGGAUCAUUACAGAACUAGCCUGCUACACUUACUCCAUGGCGUUAGUACCUCUGUACGACACGUUGGGCCAGGAAGCCAUGGUGCACAUCCUCAACCUGGCGGAGAUUUCUCUGGUGGUCUGUGAUAAGGAGGAGAAAGCACAGUCGUUACUGAUGAAUAAAGAGAAAGGAGUGACUCCUACUCUGUCCUGCCUGGUGCUGUUUAACUUUGUGAGCGCCGCCCUGGUGGAGAGAGGGAGGAACUGUGGUGUGGAAAUCCUGCAGCUCACACAACUCAUGGAUUUGGGUCGGGAGAAUCUCCAGGCUCCUGUGCCACCCAAGCCUGAAGACCUGGCUGUGGUCUGUUUCACCAGUGGAACUACAGGAAAGCCAAAAGGGGCCAUGAUCACUCAUGGCAACAUCACCUCCAACACCUCAUCUGUCAUCAAGAUUCUAGAGGGCUUUUUUGAGAUUCGCCAGGAGGAUGUGUCGAUCUCAUACCUACCCCUCGCUCACAUGUUUGAACGCAUGAUUCAGGUGUCGAUGUUCUGCCAUGGUGCUCGAGUGGGCUUUUAUCAGGGUGACAUCUCUUUGCUUAUGGAUGAUAUUAAAACCCUAAAACCCACCUUCUUCCCUGUGGUACCUCGCCUCCUUAAUCGCAUUUAUGAUAAGAUCCAGGGUUCAGUGACGUCUGUGUUUAAAAGAGCUGUGCUGCACUACGCUGUGAAAAGGAAACAGGCCGAGCUGAGCAGUGGGAUCGUCCGAAACAACAGCAUCUGGGACAGACUCAUCUUUAACAAGAUACAGGCCAGUUUAGGUGGAAACCUGCGCUUCAUCCUGACUGCAUCAGCUCCAAUCUCCCCCACAGUGCUGUCCUUCCUCAGAGCCGCCCUCGGCUGCCUGAUAUUUGAGGGCUACGGUCAGACUGAGUGCACAGCCGGCUGCACCUUUUCGAUGCCCGGUGACUGGAGCGCAGGUCAUGUUGGAGCUCCUCUUCCUUGCUCUAUGGUGAAGCUAAAAGACAUUCCUGACAUGAACUACUAUGGCAAGAAUGGACAGGGAGAGAUCUGUAUCAGGGGACCAAGUGUAUUUCAGGGUUACCUGAGGGAUGAGGAAAAGACGGCUGAGGCUUUGGACAGUGAUUGUUGGCUGCACACCGGGGAUGUAGGACAGUGGCUCCCGAAUGGGACUCUGCGUAUCAUUGACAGAAAGAAGCACAUCUUUAAGCUGUCUCAGGGAGAGUACAUCGCUCCGGAGAAGAUCGAAAACGUCUACACCCGUUGUGUGCCUGUACUUCAGGUGUUUGUACAUGGAGACAGUCUCCAGUCUUAUUUAAUAGGUAUUGUAGUCCCAGAUCCUGAGAUCUUCGUUGACUGGGUUAAAGAAAGAGGAAUUGUGGGAUCGUAUGAAGAACUCUGUCAGAAUCCUGAUGUAAAGAAGGCUGUGCUGGAGGACAUGACGGCAGUGGGAAAGAAAGCAGGACUAAAGUCUUUUGAGCAGGUGAAGGACGUGUAUCUGCACCCUGAGAUGUUCAGCAUAAGUAACGGACUUCUCACCCCCACCCUGAAGAGCAGACGAGUUGAUCUGCGCAGAGUCUUCAGUGAACAGAUCACACAGUUAUACAGCAAAGCAUCCAUGUAGAGACUCAACACAGGUCUAGAAGCUUUUCUGACAGUGGUUCACAAUAAAUGUCCUGCUGAACUGGAAUCACACUACUUUAAACACUCUGGGUGGGUCUCAGCAUCCUUUUACAGCCGACCGUCUUUUGUAGAGCAAAAUGAACACUCAUGAUGCCAUUCAAGUCCAACAGUCUUGACUAGCUUUUUAAUAAUUUUUUUUAAGGCUGUGUAAUGUCAGAGCUUAAAAAUGGUUUUUCUCUAAGCUGAAAAAGAUGGAGAAAACUGGACCAAUGACAUCACUGUGUCCAUCAAUCAGGGUAAGAACUCAAGUUUAUUCUGUAGGCAUAUCAUUUAUGAGUUAGUGAUUACAUUACAUUGAUUUUUGGUGGUCAGGAACCAUUUUCUUCCUGCAUGUUACAGACACAGUGAUAUCAUCAAUCCAGUUUUCCUUGCCAACCCCCUUUUCCCCAAGUGAUUUGAGGAAAUAAUAAAGGCCUUAAAAUAAUAAUAAAAAAGGUCUGGCCUUAACCAGAUGUGCACAACGGAGGUCCAUAUAGAGCCUGACUUUCUCAUCCAACAUUAGUGCUAGGCUUUCCAUUAGCCACUGUAAUUUGCACUGUAGGUUAAUUUAGAAGGGACAAACUUUUAUUUGUUGUUCAAAUGUUAAAAUUUCUUGUUGAUUAUGAUUAUCAUUUUCAAUUAGUAAAAAGCAGUAAGCACAGUUUGGAUUGAUUUUAUAGAUCGAUGAGUUAGGUGUGGUUUUAGUAGUUUCAUAAUUCUAUUGAUUGGUAAAUUACUAACAAACUACUCAACCUGAUGUGUAAUUUAUGUCAUUUGGAUUAUAAACAAAUGUAUGAACUGAACUGUAUAUGUGGACAUUUUUGAACUGUACAUAUUGAUGCCUAAUAUGGCAGAUGAAAUAGCUAACUCGUUUUAACCAGGGUAAAAAUGUACUGUAUUUAGCAUUGUUGUCAUUUAUCAAGCAUUGGAAUAAAAAAAAUAAUUUUCUGUCA